AUGUUCGGCGGCCGCCGUGCCUGGUUCUCCCGCAGCGUCAGCCCGCACCUGCAGGAGCUGUGGGAGGCCGAGGGGGGGACGCUGGCCCGGCGCGAGGACGCCCAUUUCCUCUUCAGCAGCGACGCCACGCACCCCGACACAAGGAGAGUACAUGAGAGCCAAGAUUACUUGGACGGCAGAGCGACGGUUUUUCACUCUUGUUAUCUCUCCGCAUGGGCAAAUACCAGCUCGGAAAUGAAACAGUCAGUAGCGCUGGGUCACUUCAUUCUGCCACCUGCUUGCUUGCAAGAAGAAAUCAGAAGAAAAAUCGGUAGUUUUAUUUGGGAGCAGAUGGACGACCCCCCUGUGGAAAAGUCACCGCGCAGCAAAAGUCUACUUGAGGAACCAGASGUGGGGAGGAAGGACAGCGAGCAGGAGGUGGAAGGUGCACUAGAUCCGCCUGAAAGCGGUGAACGCAAGCCAGAUUCCAGAGAAACAAGCCAGGGGGAAUUCGCGUACCACGCGCUUCAGGAAUACCCGGUGAAUAACAUGGUGACAGGCUACCCCGCUGCUUGCGACAUGAAGAAAUACGCCGGGGAGCUACGCGAUUUCACUCCUGGCACCUCGGGAUACACAGCCUACUGGAUCCAGAACGACACCAACAUUCGCUCUGGGGCGAAAAACAAGAGAAAACGAUAAGUAACGGGUGGAUGGUUCCCAAAAAGAGCUCGAUUCAGCUCUGCCAGAGUGUUACUGGGCACGUGGGGCUCCACUCCGUUAACAACCCACAGUUAGACUUCUGGCUACCUACUUGUUCUCUCUGUUCUUCAGCUGGGUGGUUAUUUGCGCUCUCGGUCUAUGUACUUACUGUGUUUUGGUUAGACAGUGAAGAGAUCGGUGGAAUUGACCUGGA
This is a messenger RNA of Nothoprocta perdicaria, 892 nucleotides long. It is a transcript of the gene TERB2, whose product is annotated as telomere repeat binding bouquet formation protein 2. Bases 1 to 678 code for a protein of 225 amino acids. The record is from RefSeq and is a predicted model, not a curated record. Gene Ontology annotation, cellular component: nuclear inner membrane. The transcript has 7 exons. Gene Ontology annotation, biological process: meiotic attachment of telomere to nuclear envelope; homologous chromosome pairing at meiosis. Lineage: Eukaryota; Metazoa; Chordata; Aves; Tinamiformes; Tinamidae.